AUGGUGCCCGGCCUGUCUUGGGCUUUUAAAGUUGAUGGUCGAUUAACUCGCUCCGGAGCAGGUAAGACCUCUUCUCGCGGGGUCCACUCGGUUGUCCUGGGCGACGUCGAAUAUGCUGAUGACACUCAGAUUUUCGGUGAUCAAGAAGAGGUGAGCUUGGCUGAAAAUAUCUUUGUACAAACAUUGCACGAUGGGGCGCAACAGGAACACCCGGAUAAACGAGAAAAGCUCAUUCUCUGCGCAGGCGGCAGGGGUGCCACGGAAGUCCUUAACCAAUUUGAGCGGAAGACGCUCAAACACCUGGGCGCCUUCCUCUCUGACGCCGCUGACUACUGGCCCGACAACAAGGUACUCUAUUGGCCGGCGGCAAAUCCCGUGUCUGGUCUACCACUCAAGUUCGCAAAGCGCAACAGGUACUCUUUUGGGAUUCGCCGCGCACUGGGCCUUGACGCCUUCAAUAUGCGCGAGUUCAAUAUUGCUGACGCGGCUUUGCGAAGACUCGUGCACUGGGAUACUUUUGAACAUCUACUCCAUCGCCAAGUCCUGCGUUGGGUCCGCCAUAUCGCCCGCAUGCCAAUUUCCAGACUGCCCAAGAUUGCUCUCUUUGGGUGGCCAGAGGGGAUGACUAGACAUCGUUCCUGCCGCUUCACCUUCCCCAUGUGGGUCAAAUGGGUCCUUGCGAAACACCAAAUCUCACAUAUGGAUUGGUUUCGUCGGGCGCAGAAGCCAUCUGAUAAUUGGCUACGGCUGAUCAACUCCCUCUUACCCCGCCAAGGCCCGUCCCGUGACGACGACCGCUUGAUCAACAGCUGGCGGCCGGGGCUGCCCCUGCCCCCUGACCCUGCUGCCAUGCUCACCGAUGCCGCGCCUCCCCAGGUAGAUCCUUUUUCCGACGCUGAGGAGACAUGCAUCGCUCCCUCCUGGCCAUGCCCGGCAUGUCCUUACGUGGGCGCUUCUGCCAAGGCCCUCCAGACGCAUUAUGACAACCUCCACGCCCCUCAGGACCCCGCUGUCACCACUGUCUUCCACUCCAUGUGCCCCAAAUGCAGUCAGGUCUUUGUCACUGCGCGAGAAGUCCGCCGUCACCAGUGUCCUGUCCUCCCUCAAACCGUGGACGAUAUUCCUGUCAUCCCGGCUUUGAUACCUUCUUCGGUGCCGCCUGCUUUAGUUCCUAACUCCCCCAUGGGGUGGGCCCUCUAUACUGACGGCGCUGGACCAGACGACCGUCAUCCGGGCGCGGGUUGGGGCGUGGCAAUCUGGGAGGGCAGUCUCUCUUCUGACCUCCCCAACUUUGAGUUGUUCGGCCCUGUUCCUACAGCAGAAUGGGACGCCCGCUGGCUCGGUGCACGGACUGCCUCCAACAAUACUGGGGAACUAACAGCAGUCGCGGAAGCCCUCCUCUGGUUAGAAAAGGAAGCUCCUGGCCCCGCAUGUGCUCCUGCUACCAUAUGGUUCGAUUCCACUUACGCCCAUGACAUAAUCACUGGUAUCUCUGCCCCUGCGGCUAACGAGGAACUUGCUACCACUGCUGUCGACAUUUAUCGCCGUAUUUCCACUCUCCGCGUCAUACAGUGGUGUAAGGUUAAAGGCCACUCAGGCAACCCGGGUAACGACUAUGCUGAUGCCUUGGCUGACAAGGGUCGAGCCGGUGAACAAACCCGACACUCCCCUCGAUGGUUACUGCCUGUCGGUUCUCCGGCCCCUUGUGAUCCCCUGCUCACCGACCACUGUUGGCGAUGCGGUAAGGUUUACACUGGCCUCUCCCACGCCCGGCAGCUUGCGGGCCAUGAGGCCUACUGCAAGGUCCCAGGUGCGCCGCCUGCUUCCAUCCCUUGUCGCCGAGGCUGUGGCCGGUCCUUCGAAUGGCGCUUUGCGGAAGGUAAGCGCAAACAGGCCCAUCAUGCCAGAGAAUUUCGCCACACGCAUGAAAAAAUCUGUCGAGGCUCUGAGGCCCUGACUCGCGUCUGCCCCACCUGUGACCUGCCCUUCUCGGCAUCUACUUCCGACGAAAUGAUUCUACAACACCGCAACGGGUAA
This is a messenger RNA of Durusdinium trenchii, 2037 nucleotides long. NCBI's taxonomy places the organism in Eukaryota, Dinophyceae, Suessiales, Symbiodiniaceae. The record is from the annotation of a GenBank genome assembly.